AUGCAGACCGUUCUCGCUCUCACUGCCUUGGCCGCUGUUGCCUUCGCCGGCGUCGCUCCUCACGUAGCCAGAACCGUUCCCGCCGGAUGCUCCACCAACUAUGAUGGAAAGUUCCAGGUCACCAUCCUGAACGGCUCCUCUGUCGUGACCAAGCGCGAGCUUGCCAAGCGCGCAUCUUCGGACACAUGCGGUCAACCUGGACUCCUGACCUCCACCCUCAAGGAUGGCAUCUUGACCGAUAGCGAGGGCCGCAUCGGUAACAUCGUUUCCAACCGUCAAUUCCAGUACGACCCGGCCCCAGGACAGACCGGAGCCGUCUACACUGACGGAUUCUCAAUCUGCUCCAACGGAUCCUUGGCCAGCAAGGCUGGGUCCACCGUCUUCUACUCCUGCAAGUCUGGCGACUUCGCCAACUUGUACGAUCAGAGCAUCGCUCCUUACUGCCUGCCCGUCUUCAUUGAUGUCAUGCCCUGCGGAACCUCCUCUCCAGGUGCCACCGUCUCUCAGCAAAAGGAUGGACAGCCAACCGCAACUGGCUCCGUCGCCCCUGUAACCCAGAUCACCGAUGGCCAGGCUCAAGUCCCAACCUCUGUGCCGCCUGUCACUCAGAUCAACGAUGGACAGGUGCAAGCACCCACCAAGGCUCCUCCUGCCCCACCAGCCGUCACACAAAUAACCGACGGCCAGCUCCAAGUACCCACAGCCGGCAUUCCAGUCACCCAGAUCAGCGACGGACAGGUACAAGUCCCAACCGCCGUCACCUCUCAGCGUUUGCCUGCAGUUUCGCAGAUCCCCGACGGGCAGCUCCAGAGCAACGUCUCCACCAACGCGACUAAGCCCCCCAUGCCCAUCAGCUCUUCCGGAAACGGUCUUAUGGCCGGGUCCUUCAUGACCCUCGUGAUGGUCGUCGCCGCCAUGCUCUUCUUGUAG
Molecule: messenger RNA, 930 nt
Organism: Drepanopeziza brunnea f. sp. 'multigermtubi' MB_m1
Lineage: Eukaryota; Fungi; Ascomycota; Leotiomycetes; Helotiales; Drepanopezizaceae
Biological process (GO): fungal-type cell wall organization
Cellular component (GO): fungal-type cell wall
Molecular function (GO): structural constituent of cell wall
Source: RefSeq, a predicted model, not a curated record